AUGUCAGAAAUCGUCAACAACCUCCUCGCCAAACUCGCCGACCUCAUGGGCGACGAGUUCCAGAAGCUCAAAGGGGUGGAGCAUCAUGUGCAGUUCCUCGAGGAGGAGCUCAGCACCAUGAAAGCUUUCCUGGAGGAGCUGGCGCUGAGGGAUGAACUAGAUCCCUUGACCAAGGACUGGCGGGACCAUGUCAGGGACAUGACCUACGACAUGGAAGAUUGCUUUGAUGACUUGCUUCUCAAUCUUGGAAGUACCAACGCCAACGCAGGUUUUAUCGAGAAGACCACUGAACUUGUCAAGACCCUGUGGGCGCGUUAUCAAUUUGCAAGCCAGAUUCAGGAGCUCAAGGAUCGUGCCAUAGAGGCGAAUCAUCGAUGCAAAAGGUACAAGCAUGAUGUUAGCAGUAGCUCUAGUUCUGACCUUGUGGCAGUCGAUUCUCGGGUGGCGGCACUCUACAGAGAGGCGGCCAGACUUGUGGGUAUUGAUGGCCCAAGGGAAGAGCUUGUCGGGUGGCUGGUGGAUAGUGAGCAAGCACUCAAGGUGGUGUCUAUUGUGGGAUCCGGCGGUCUUGGUAAAACUACACUUGCCAAGCAGGUGUUUGACAAGAUCAGCGAACAAUUCAACUGUAAGGCAUUUGUGUCGGUUUCCCAAACACCUGACAUGGCAGGGCUCUUGAUUGGGUUAAAAUUGAAGCUCAAGGGAACAGAGACUUGUCGCACCCGCGAGGUGGCAGACAUCAUCAGGGAGCUUCAAGAGCAUCUCACAGACAAGAGGUACUUUAUUGUAGUUGAUGACUUGUGGGAUCGACAAACAUGGGAUAUCAUUAGUUGUGCUUUUCCAGAUAGUGGCAAUGGGAGUAGAAUAAUAGUAACUACACGAGUGAAAGAUGUGGCUCGCCUGGCAUGUCGCAAUCACCAGCAGUGCUUUUACAAAAUGAAGUUUCUCAGCGACCAAGACUCAAAAAGGUUAUUCUUUAGUAGAGUGUUUGGCCCUGAGUAUGUCGAUUCAUCCCAAUAUGAAGAAGUUUCAACUGAAAUUUUGAAGAGGUGUGGUGGACUGCCACUUGCUAUUAUUACAAUAGCCGGCAUAUUAGUUAGUCGCCCAGGAAUAUUAAGGCAGGAUUGGGAGAGCAUAAGGAGUUACUUGGGAGUUCAAUCUGCCACAGACCUCACCAUGGAAGGAAUGAGGCGUAUAUUAAACCUUAGCUACAUGCAUCUUCCUGCUCAUCUUCGGGUAUGUUGCUUACGUCUUGGUAUGCAUCCAGAGGACCACAAGAUCAUGAGGGAUGAUCUUGUUCGACAAUGGAUAGCUGAAAGCCUUGUGCGUGGCUUACCUGGGCAAGAUUUGGAGGAUGUUGCAAGGAGUUAUUUCAAUGAACUUAUCAAUAGAAGCUUGAUUCAGCCUGAACGGACAGUCGCUGGGGAUGUGGUUUCUUGCAGAGUGCAUGAUAUGAUUCGUGAUGUUAUUAUCAGCAAAUGUGAAGAGGAAAAUUUCAUGAGUGUGGUAUACAAUUCUGAAGACAUGGCAAGACUGCAUAAAUGUAAGCUCAAGGUCCGCCGAUUGUUCCUGAGCCGGAGUUCUGAUGAUGCUAUAUCAAGGACCACUGCUACUAGUCUGUUGAAGGUUAGAUCGAUUGUAUCAUUCGGAGAGUCCAAGUAUUUGUUAUCCAGAUAUCUCCGGGUGCUGUUCAUUGAAAACUGGGGGAUCACUAUCGAUCUCAGUGAGAUCAACCGAUUGUUUCACCUGAGGUAUUUGAAAGUUAGAGCACAAGACAUAAAACUUCCGUCUGAAUUGAAAGGACUUGUGCAUUUGGAGACACUGGAACUGCUUUCUGAUUCAAUCCCGUCAGAUGUAGUUCAGUUGCCCCGUUUGUCCCACCUGGCUGCUCUAUGUCACAGGCUGCCUAGCGGGAUCGGGAACUUGAAAUUAUUGCGGACUCUGUAUGGGUUUAAGUUGACAGGUUGCUCCUUGGAGGAUAUCAAGGGCCUGGGCGAGCUAACCAAUUUGCGGGAGCUCUUUCUCGAAAUAGAAGAUAUAAGUGAAAUUGACGAUGCUUUGGUCUCCUCCAUUGAAAAGCUUCGUAACCUGAGAUAUCUCACUUUUUUUAAUUGGGGGCGUGCUGACAAUGACAGGCUGUUAUCAUUAUCAAAUCCUCCCCUUCAUAUCGAGACACUACUACUGAUGCCUCUCUUGAUCUCUAGAAUUCCAAAGUGGAUUGGUGAUCUGCAUUAUCUCCGUCACCUGGAUCUGCGUGUUAGGGAGACAUCGACUGAUGACAUUCGUCUUCUUGGACAGCUGCGCUCCCUCAUGGAAUUCAAAUUGGGUUUGUUGCAUUUCGCUGCAAAUGGAGUUAUUAUAAUCCAAACAGGAUUAUUUCCAGCUCUGGAGUACUUUUGUGUAGGCCUUUAUGAGGAAGAUCAUGAGUUACACUCUGCAGACGACGAUGUUAUGACACACCUGUGCUUCGAGGUCGGGACAAUGCCCAAGCUACAAAAGCUCGAGCUACAGUUACACGAGAGGCACUGGGGCGGCGCUACCCCAGUCGGCAUGGAGCACCUGUUGGCUCUCAAGGAAAUUGAGGUAGCAUUCCGCUACCGCAGAGGCACUGAUAGGAAUGAAGUGAAGUGUCGUGCUGAGUCUGCGCUCAGGAACGCCUUGCAAGAGCACCCAAACCGUCCUUCCGUUCGCAUCAAUUAG
Messenger RNA from Triticum turgidum subsp. durum (durum wheat), 2697 nucleotides. The record is from the annotation of a GenBank genome assembly. NCBI's taxonomy places the organism in Eukaryota, Viridiplantae, Streptophyta, Magnoliopsida, Poales, Poaceae.